Molecule: messenger RNA, 2190 nt
Organism: Empidonax traillii (willow flycatcher)
Lineage: Eukaryota; Metazoa; Chordata; Aves; Passeriformes; Tyrannidae
Gene: TCP11L2
Product: t-complex 11 like 2
Exons: 10
Coding region: 488-2026 (512 amino acids)
Biological process (GO): signal transduction
Source: RefSeq, a predicted model, not a curated record
CCUCUUUGAAAUGCAAGUAUUUAUUGCCAAAAAAUCCUUUGCUGGGACUAGUGUGUAAGGACUUAAGGAAGAAAUUAGAAAUCUCUAUACAUUAACCAUUUGCUCUUCUUGGGAAUCAAGAUUUGAGUGGAAAAUGGCAGUGCUGACUUGCCUUCAUGGCUGGUUUAGUACUUCUCCUAGGAGCACCUUGCAAAUCUGAAUAUUUGUUAGCAUUAUCAUGCUUCCAGUUUUUAGGAAGUUCUUGGAAUGAUGAUGUAUAAAUUGUGUGAGAAUUCGGGGGUUUUAAUGAUCAUUUAACUUCUUCCAUGUACUUAACACCGGGACUGAAGCAGUAGACUCAUCUUGAAGAGCUCAUACUAGGCAAGUGAUUUACAAGACUCUUUGUGCCAGUUCGCUGCUACCAGCAUUAAUCAAAUCUUUCGAUGGACUACAUGCAACAUUAACCUUUUGGAGGUCUGGUUUACUGUUGCAGCUAAAGGGAAUCAGAAUGCCUCUCAAUGAUGACCAGAACAGCGAUUCAGACUCUUCACGCCUCUCGGAAAGCACAGCAGCUUCUAGCGACUCUGAAUAUUCAAGGCAGAGCUUUAACAGUGAUUCUUCAAGCAAACCCAGUUCCCCAGCAUCAGCAAGCCCUCCCAAGGCUAUUACAUUUGAUGAACUGAUGGCAGCUACAAGAAAUUUGUCAAACUGGACUCUAGCUCAUGAAAUUGCUGUAAAUGCAAAUUUUUGCAUAAAACAUGAAGACUUCCCACAAAACAGCUUUGCAGGCACAGUGAAACAAAUUGUACACAAGGCAUUUUGGGAUCAUUUGGAAUCGGAACUGAACGAAGAUCCUCCAGAAUAUGAACAUGCCAUCAAGCUCUUUGAGGAAAUUAAGGAGAUUCUUCUUUCCUUCCUGACUCCUGGAGCAAACAGGAUUCACAAUCAAAUUUGUGAAGUUCUAGAUACGGAUCUUAUAAGACAGCAGGCAGAACAUAAUGCUGUUGAUAUUCCUGGGCUAGCUAACUAUAUCAUCAACACUAUGGGAAAGUUGUGUGCUCCAAUAAGAGACAACGAUAUAAAACAGUUAAAGGCAACUGACAAUAUCGUAGAAUUGCUGAGACAAAUAUUUCAUGUUUUGGACCUGAUGAAAGUGGAUAUGGCAAACUACACAAUUAAAAGCCUUAGACCAUACCUCUGGCAUAAUUUGGUGGACUAUGAAAGAACAAAAUUCCAGGAAAUUCUUGAAGAAACACCAAGUGCCCUGAAUCUCACAACAGAAUGGAUAAAGGAAUCUAUAGAAGAUGAAUUGUCAUCUAUUUCUGAUGAGUCUUCAUCAUCCCCCGGUGCUGACAGUUGUUCAAAACCAAAUAUUAGUCCUACACUGGUGCUAAACAAUGGCUACUUGAAACUGUUACAAUGGGAUUAUUGCAAAACAAUUCCAGAGACUCUAAUAACAGAUGAAGUUCGUCUUCAAGAACUGAGAGAAAAGCUCAAUCAAUUAAAAAUCAUAGCUUGUGUUUCUCUCAUAACAAACAAUAUGGUGGGUGCAGCAAUUGUAGAUGUGCCUGAUUUUGCUGACCAACUGAAAAGGAUCUCUGUUCCUCUUCUUGAAGGCAUGAACAAGAAAUCUUUUGAUUUGAAGGAGGCUCUGAAUGCUAUUGGUGUCCAGAUUUGCAGCAAAGUGAACAAGUCUCUAACUGAAAGAGGUCUUCCCAUUCUUAGCGAAGAAAUGCAGAGUAAUUUAAUGGGUCAAAUUGCUCAUAUUGUUGAGAAGAAUAAUCCUGUCUGUUCCUUGAUUGACAAACGAAUCCAGCUCUUCCUGAGAAGCUUGCUUGCUCCUCCGAGCUUCCAGAAGUGUAUGCCUACUAUGCCGGGAGGCCUUUCUGUAAUUCAGACAGAGAUGGAGUUUGUUGGAUCUCAGUAUGCAAGCAUUGUAAACUUCAAUAAAAAAGUGUAUGGACCAUUCUAUGCAAACAUACUUAGAAAACUACUUUUUCCUGAGGCACCAAUGGAGAAAUCAGAAGCAGAAACAGCUGGCAAUUAAAAAAUAUACUUUUUUUUAUUUUCCAAGACCAUGGGGAAGGCAGAUCUCUAAGAAAAGCCUACACCAGUGACUGUUGAUCAUAAAAGGUCUUGUAAAAUAUAUACAGAUAGUUUCUGAGAUUCACUGUAAAAAAAAUUAAUUUCAAGGUCAUAUAUAUAUUUUAA